CCCCGGUGGCGCGCGCGCGAGGGAGGUGGCAUUGGGCAAGCGGCGGCAGCCUUACUUCAUUCCUGCCUGACAUCCAUAAAAUAUAGAGGUUUAUCAAGUUCUGAUUCAAAAUUGUCAAAAAAUGGCAUCCAAGAAGGAACUGACUAGCGAUGAGCGGUUUAGCCGUGUUACAAAGGAUCCUAGGUUUUGGGAAAUGCCAGAAAAAGACUGCAAAAUCAAGAUUGACAAAAGAUUUCGGGCUAUGUUUCAUGACAAGAAGUUUAAGUUGAAAUAUACUGUUGAUAAAAGAGGCCGCCCUAUUAACCACAGCUCUGCAGAGGAUAUGAAACGGUUCUAUAAUCUUUCAGAUUCAGACUCUGAUCUUUCAGGAGUUGACACCAAAGUAUUUGCUGGAAAGAAAAUGAAGAAGAAAAAAAAGUCAAAAUCAAAAGGAGGAAUAGACUCUGGGAAAUUGCUUGACAAACCUACUGAAGGGGAAAGCAAAAUAGUUAAUCAGGAAAUGGGCCACAAAUGUGGAGCUCCAUCAAAAUCUGAUGACUCCCAGAAUGGACAGAAAAGCAUCACGAGCACUGCCAGCUCAUGUAGCCCAAAGUUGAAAAAGGACCAUAAGAAAAUUAAUGUAGAAAUUGAUCCUACACAGGAUGAUAAAGGACUCAUAUGGAAAGGGAAAAACAAGCAAAUUGUGGUGAGCUCAGAUUCAUCUCUGAGCAAACAAGAGACUUCAAAAGCAAGUAGUACUAAAUCAGUCAAGGCUCCCAAAACAAAGUUUUCUUUAGAGGAAAAGAAAACUAAAUCAGAAUCUAAAGAUGACGGAGAAGCAGGCGAGGAAGAGGAGUCGGAAGAUGACGGAGAAGCAGGCGAGGAAGAGGAGUCGGAAGAUGAUGGAGAAGCAGGCGAGGAAGAGGAGUCGGAAGAUGAGGGAGAAGCAGGCGAGGAAGAGGAGUCGGAAGAUGAGGGAGAAACAGGAGAGGCAGAUAGUGAUGUUGAUUCAGAAGAAGAUGAAAGUGACAGUGGGCCUGAUCCGGCUAGGGGGAUAGGAAAUAUUGAAACCAGUUCUGAAAGUGAAGAGGAAGAUGAUAUGUCUGCAAUAUUUCCAAAGGUGCCAAAGAUUGAGCAUGCCUGGAGAGAACUGCAUAUGGAUGCUCCUCCUGCAGAUGAGAUAACAAGUAGAUUGGCAGUUUGCAACAUGGACUGGAAUAGGCUGAAGGCUAAAGACCUACUGGCUUUGUUUAAUUCUUUCAUACCCAAAGGGGGUGUUAUAUUUUCUGUAAAGAUUUAUCCUUCAGAGUUUGGAAAGCAGAGAUUGAAAAAGGAGGAGCUGCAAGGACCUGUAGAACUAUUAAGUCUUCCAGAGAACGGCACAGAGAAAAAUUGGAUUUGUAGGGAAAUAUUAAGGGAUUAUGAGUUCAAACGACUGAAAUACUUCUAUGCAGUGGUAGAAUGUGAUUCUCCUGAAACAGCCAAUACAAUUUAUGAGGCGUGUGAUGGACUGGAAUUUGAAAGUAGCUGUUCUUUUGUAGAUCUCAGAUUUGUUCCAGAUGAUGUUACAUUUGAUGAUGAGCCAAAGGACAUAGCCUCAGAAGUGGAUGGAGCUGCAUAUAAACCAAAGUACUUCAGAUCUGGUGCUAUGGGAACGUCAACGGUGGAUAUCACAUGGGAUGAGACAGAUCAUGAAAGAACAACUUUGCUACAGAGAAAUUUUAAAAAAGAUGAACUUCUUGACAUGGAUUUUCAAGCUUAUUUGGCUUCAUCUAGUGAAGAGGAGGAAGAGCAACAAGGUGGUGAUGUAGCCCAUGAAACAGAAGAUGACAAACCCAAGAAAAGCCAGAAGGAUGAUGAAGAACAAAUUGCCAGAUACAGAGAACUCUUGCAGAGUAUCCAAGAAAAAGAAAAGAAACGAGAAGAAAAUGAUAUAGAAAUGGAGAUUAAAUGGGUUCCAGGAUUGAAAGAAACUGCUGAAGAGAUGGUUAAAAACAAAUUGGAAGGAAAGGAUAAACUAACUCCAUGGGAACAAUUUUUAGAAAACAAGAAAGAGAAAAGAAAACUGAAAAAGAAAAGCAAGGCUACUGCCAAAGGAGAAUUGAAUGAAGAUGAAUUUCCAUCUGAUGUUGACUUGAAUAACCCAUACUUUGCUGAGGAACUUGGGAAAACAGGUUUAAAGAAAAUAUCAAAGAAAUUCAAGACAAAAGAAAGUGCCCCAGAAAAAGAAGCAGAGACAGAAAAGCACGAGGCUGAAAUGGCACUGCUUAUGAUGGAUGAUGAGGAUGACAGAAGACAUUUUAACUAUGAGAAGAUUGUAAAACAACAGAAUCUGAGCAAGACGAAAAAGAAACAACUAAUGAAAAAGAAGGAGUUGUUAGAAGAUGACUUUCAGGUGAACGUUGCUGAUACAAGGUUUCAAGCACUGUAUACUUCCCACUUGUUUAAUUUGGACCCUUGUGAUCCAAACUUCAAAAAGACAAAAGCAGUGGAAAAGUUUUUGGAGGAGAAAGCUCGCCAAAGAGAACAAAAGCAACAGAAUCUUGCAAAGCAGAUACAGGAGAAUGAGAUUGGAAAGAAGGAAAACAUCACUAAGAAAGCUGUAGAUCCUGCUUUAUCAAUGCUAAUAAAAUCUGUCAAAAAUAAAACAGAAGAAUUUCAAGCCAGAAAGAAACUGAAAAUAAAAUAAUGUCCAAUUGUUUGGCUUUCCUCAGUCCAGUCUGUACUCAUUACAAAAUGGCAAAAUUCGUAAGAACUUUAUGGAUGUUGAAUCCCAUAAACUGGGAAGAAUCAGUGCCAGUGUUGGGGCUUGGGGAUGAACUAUAGACAACGGCUUGCAAUACUAUCUUUUCCCCUCCCACAAAUACCUCCUCGGAAUAGUAUAUUUGUAAAAUAGUUCACAAACAGCAACAUGUUUAACAAAAUUAAUUUACCUAAGUUGUUGAUUUCAUAACACCAUUUCAGUUAAAACUAAUAGAAAUGUUAAAGAUGGCUGCAAAGAACUUCUUUCGUUGUAGUAAUGGACACUUUAUAAACGAGUGUGACUUCAGGUCCUGAUAUGAUUUUUAGAUUUUAAAAAAACUUUGGAAUUUCAUAAUGGUGUUUUUAAUACUCCAUGAGUCUGUAAAUACAAUGUUACUGAUGAAGAUAAUUUUAAUAUAACUGAAAGUGGAGAUGGGUUGGAUGAAUUUUGUUUCUUAGUCAUGAGCUAUGUGGAUAACUUGUGAAAUAAUGAAUAAAAAUAUAUUGUAGUUCA
Messenger RNA from Gopherus flavomarginatus (Mexican gopher tortoise), 3235 nucleotides. It is a transcript of the gene ESF1, whose product is annotated as ESF1 nucleolar pre-rRNA processing protein homolog. The record is from RefSeq and is a predicted model, not a curated record. Gene Ontology annotation, cellular component: nucleus. The transcript has 15 exons. NCBI's taxonomy places the organism in Eukaryota, Metazoa, Chordata, Testudines, Testudinidae. Gene Ontology annotation, biological process: rRNA processing. Bases 122 to 2668 code for a protein of 848 amino acids. Gene Ontology annotation, molecular function: RNA binding.